Messenger RNA from Cotesia congregata, 579 nucleotides. The record is from the annotation of a GenBank genome assembly. NCBI's taxonomy places the organism in Eukaryota, Metazoa, Arthropoda, Insecta, Hymenoptera, Braconidae.
AUGGUUGCAAAAGAUGAGAAUAUUGGUAAGCAGUUGGACCAAAAUGAUGUUGAUAAAAAGGGAUCAAGCAUCGAGAUUGGCUCAGAUCCGUCAGCUCCGAUAACUCGCCGAGGUGAAUUACUUGGACACAAACCACUCUUGCCAGGAAGAUCGGAGAUAGCGCAAUUAGAAUUGAUAGUCGAUUUACUCGGUACACCGAGCGAGGCCAUUUGGCCAGAAUUCAACUCACUGCCAGCUUUACAAAACUUUACACUCAAGCAGCAACCGUACAAUAAUCUGAAGCAAAGAUUUCCUUGGCUCAGCGCAGCUGGUCUCAGGUUAUUGAACUUUCUUUUCAUGUACGACCCCAAGAAACGCGCUACUGCUGAAGAGUGCUUGCAAAGUAGUUACUUUAAAGAAGCUCCUCUGCCUUGUGAUCCAAAAUUGAUGCCGACAUUUCCUCAGCACAGAAACAUGAAGAAAUCGAGUCAACCUAGAGAUGUUCGUGAACCAGAACCUCCUGUCAGCGAUCAGACUAAUAAUUUACCAGCUAUAUCUGAUUUAUUAGGAUCAUUGGUAAAGAAGAGACGCGUAGAAUAA